AUGGGGGCCUCCUCCCAGCUCGCCGCCAUCCCGGCGCUGCUGUUGCUGCUCCUCAUGGCAUCCGCGCCCGCACCGGCAGCAGCAGUGAGCCCCUCCAAGCGCCCCACCCAUCAGCCUCCCUCUUUCCCCGCAGGAAUCUCUACCCUGCGGCAGCGGGCUGCAAGCUCGAGCGGCGGGUACGCCACUGCGGCGAAUCCGUACACGGCGCACUACUUCCCGCAGGAGCUGGACCACUUCACCUUCACGCCCAACUCCUCCCGCGUCUUCUCCCAGAAGUACCUCCUCAACGACACCUUCUGGCGGCGGAAGCCCACCGUCGGGCCGCUGUUCGUGUACAUGGGUGGCGAGGCCGACAUCGAGUGGUUGGCCACCACCACCGGCUUCAUGUUCGACAUCGCGCCAGAGUUCGGGGCUCUCAUCGUCUUCAUCGAGCAUCGGUUCUACGGGGAGUCAAAGCCGUUUGGCAAUGACUCGUACAAGUCAGUUGACAUGCUGGGCUACCUGACGUCCACACAGGCGCUCGCCGACUUUGCCAUCCUCAUCACGAGCCUUAAGCAGAACAUGUCCAUUGUUGACGCCCCCGUCGUCGUCUUCGGCGGCUCUUACGGUGGCAUGUUGGCUUCAUGGUUCAGGUUAAAGUAUCCCCAUGUUGCCAUCGGAGCCCUGGCGUCUUCUGCACCCAUCCUGCACUUCGAUGACAUCACCCCGUGGUCAAGCUUCCAUGAUACCGUCUCACGGGACUUCAAGUCCGAGAGCCUGAAUUGCUUCAGUGUCAUCAAGGCAGUCUGGGAUGUGCUAGAUAACAGGGGAUCCAACGAUACAGGGCUCUUGGAGCUCAGCAAAACCUUCAGGGCCUGCAAGACCGUGCAGUUCAUUUAUUCGCUGAGCAGCUGGCUACAGACAGCGUUCAUCCACACAGCCACGAUGGACUAUCCAACCCCAGCAAAUUUCUUAAUGAAUCUGCCUGCUUACCCAGUCAAGGAGAUGUGCAAGAUCAUUGAUUCUUUUCCUGCGGGAGCAGACGUCAUCGACAAGGCUUUCGCUGCGGCAAGCUUGUACUACAAUUACACAGGCGACAAGAAAUGCUUCCAGGUGGAGGGUGGCGAUGACCCUCAUGGCUUCAAAGGAUGGGGCUGGCAGGCCUGCACAGAGAUGGUCAUGCCAAUGACGGUGUCGAACGAGAGCAUGUUCCGACCAUCCAGCUUCAGUUACGAGAAGAUGUCCGAGAGCUGCCUUGCGGGCUACAGAGUUCGUCCAAGGAUGCACUGGAUCACUUCUGAAUAUGGUGGCCAUAAAAUUGACAAGGUUCUCAAGAGGUUUGGGAGCAACAUCAUCUUCUCCAACGGGAUGCGAGACCCGUGGAGUGGAGGCGGGGUACUCAAGAACAUAUCAUCCAGCAUCAUUGCUCUUGUCACGGAGAAAGGUCAAAAGGGUUUGGACUUGAGAUCUGCAACCAAGGAUGAUCCAGACUGGAUUGUAGAACAAAGGAGACAGGAAACUGAGAUCAUACAUGGAUGGAUAGAUCAGUAUAACAAGGACAUUGCACAGACGUAG
Triticum dicoccoides is the source of this 1554-nucleotide messenger RNA. Its product is annotated as lysosomal Pro-X carboxypeptidase-like. Lineage: Eukaryota; Viridiplantae; Streptophyta; Magnoliopsida; Poales; Poaceae. The transcript is spliced from 11 exons. Bases 1 to 1554 code for a protein of 517 amino acids. Gene Ontology annotation, molecular function: dipeptidyl-peptidase activity; serine-type exopeptidase activity. The record is from RefSeq and is a predicted model, not a curated record. Gene Ontology annotation, biological process: proteolysis.